Molecule: messenger RNA, 2763 nt
Organism: Trypanosoma cruzi
Lineage: Eukaryota; Euglenozoa; Kinetoplastea; Trypanosomatida; Trypanosomatidae
Product: retrotransposon hot spot (RHS) protein, putative
Exons: 1
Coding region: 1-2763 (920 amino acids)
Source: RefSeq, a predicted model, not a curated record
AUGCUUCAUCGCACGGGUGUUGUGAUGGCGCCUCGCCGUGGCUCCGGCGAUGUUUCCGACGCUGCGACUCGCAGAGGAGUGGAGGGAACGCAGCAACCAAAGUGGACCACGAGCAGCAGCGUAGAGGACAUUCUGCUGGGUGGAGACACUCUCAGCACCGACAUGAAGCUGAACGAUUUCCUUUGGGAUUAUGUUGGCCGCUUGGCGGCCGUUGAUGAAGACCACAACGUGACGAUGGAGGUGUUUCUUCAGGAGCCGGAUGCUUACGUACAAGACCAGCAGCUUCUUAGAAUUAUUUUUAAUUUAACAGAGUACCAAGAGAUGAAAAGAGAGUUGGAUGAGAUGAAAAUUCUAUUGGAGGAUAUCACUAAGCUUCAUCACGAGGGUGUGUUUUUGAUUGAACAAUGGAAGGACUAUGAAGUAAAGGAUAUGAUCACUCCUCUUGCAAGGGGAAAACUAAACGCAGCCCUCACUCAGAUACUGAAAGUAGAACGGCGGGAGGCAGAGGGAAGGCUAAGACGAGCGCAAGGAAUGAAAUUUACCUUUUCCACUACGAUCGAAGAAGUACUGUUUAAAGGAGGAGUCCGCGUCAAUGAAAUGAAGCUGAAAGACUUUCUUGCGAGGGAACUGGGCGGCAGGGGCGUUGUGGACACCAAUCGGAGUGUCUUGCUGAAGGAGUUUUUUAAGGAUCCCAAUAAAUAUAUCCCUGAUAAGGGAUUAUUGAAAGAAAUGCAGGCAUCCGAUCGUUAUGCGAGGAUGGAGGGGGCUGUGAGGGAUGAAAUGGAUAUGGAAGAUGUACACAAGCUUUACAAAAAUGGCGUGCACACUUUACUGAAAUGGUCAGAAGCUGCAGCGGAGGUAAAAGCAACUGUUCAUGGCAUCACUAACGAGUUUUUGGAUGUGGCCUUUGAGGAAGCGAGGAUCCUAACGACGACGAGUGCACCGGAGAAACUGGAGGGGUUGUACGAGUCUGUGUACAAUGCGAGGUGGCAUCAUGUGGUGGAAGUUCCUGACGACAAAGGAAUGGGAAUGGAGGUGAAGAAGGGGAAACCGAAACAGUCAUGGAAGUACAGGGAGGUUGGUGACACCCUCGAAAAGGAUGAUGUUGUGGAGCAGUCCGGUGCAGCACCUCCCGUGUUGAUGGUUCUCACCUCGGACGAUGGAUGGCCGUACACGCUGGUUGCACCGCGUGGGUCUGGUAAUGACUUCUUUAUUAACUCUGAGGUGGAGCGAGUGUGGCAGAUCGUCAAGCGCGAUCUAACCAAGUGGUCCAGCAAUUUUCAUUUGACUCUCAAUCCUUCACCUUUGCCGCGUGUGUUGAUUGGGACGCCCGGGAUUGGGAAGUCGGCGGCUGCCAGCUCUUAUCUACUCUACCAGCUGCUGCACUACGAUGUGGAGAAACUCCAAGUGGUAGUCCACUGUUUUGGAAAAAGGGCGUACGUGUUUGACAAGAUCACCAAAACCGUGGCAAUAUACAUGGGUAAUACAGAAUCGAAGAUCGUUUUGGGUGGUUUGUGGCAGCGUGGGAUGAAAGGGUAUAUUAUUUACGAUGUGGCAAGGCAAGGAACACCGCCCGACACAAAUUUUGCACCCUCUACCGGAUGGGGCAUGAUUGUGGUGUCAUCCCCAAACGUGCGCAACUAUGAUGGAUGGGCAACGCAAGUAAAAGCCAGUCGAAUCAUCAUGAAUUGCCCCGCCAAGAUGGAUGUGAAGGCGAUGUGUGCGUGGAUGAAGCGAGGUCUGGAUACAGAUAAGCAAGCGGGAUACUGGAGGAUGGUUGAAGAACACAUGGGAAAAGUGGGGCCGAUUCCACGCCACAUCUUCGAUGCGGGUGAAUAUGGAAAACGCACGUGGGAUGUUAUGAGGGCCUUGAAAUGGAUCAAUAUUGGGGAGCAAAGAAAGUACUUUACAAAGGGAGGAGAGCAAUGGUAUUCCGAGGAUCUGUCUCACAAACUUGUGAAGAUUGUUCGAGUGAGAGAAGAUGGCGCAUUUGAGGACUUCAGUAAUGCACCUAUAUGUGAUUAUCUUGGGGUUUUAACAGUAUCUCGUUUGGCAAAGGCGCUGAGUCCGAAUGAUAUUCUUUUCCUCGUAUUGGGGAUGAAGAAUGUUAUUCAACCUGCAGCUUUGAAAAAGUAUGCUUUGAACGUAUUCUUGAGUGUGGAGUUUGUCACUUCCAUAGUGAAGGAUCUCAAGGAGCUGCCGCUACCAUCGCCUUCCGAACCACGUUCCUCGGUGCUAACGUUAAACCCUCAGGGUUACCCCACCGAGGCAGCUGCAAUAACUGAACUGAAGUUUAUUAAACGCCCGCAAGAAUUAAAGUAUCGGGUGCUGUACAUACCGACGUUCCCAACCUUUCCGCUGGUGGACGGCUUUUUCUUUGUUGAUUCGCCGCGGAAGACGCUGAUUGGGCUGCAGAUGACGACGGCGGGUGCGCACCACACUACCGCCAGCACUGUGAGGCAGUUCACUGAGCACCUGGCGGCGUAUUUUAAUGGUUGGGGGGAAUUAUCCCGAGACAUGUCGUGGGAGAUGAUUUAUAUACAACACGCAGACAGCACGCCGAUGGAAAAACGGCAGAAAUGCCUCUACGUCGAUUCCAAUAAUAAAACCGACGCGGAAAAAAAAAUUGUGGCGUUCUGGGACGGAAAGGUACACCAAUACCGGGUUAUGUUAAAAGGUAAAUUUCCUGAGGAAAUCAAAUUUUCUGAUGAUGGUCUACCUGAGGGGGAUGAAAAAGGCAAGAAAAUUGAAAAAAAUAAGUAG